AUGGUCGAAAAGGUGGACGUCCUCAUCUGCGGUAGCGGAUCGGCUGGGCUCUGCGCCGCAACCUGGCUAGCUCGCUAUGGCAUUCGCUGCAAGGUGUUGGAACGUCGCGAUGGCCCGAUGACCAUGGGCCAGGCCGAUGGCGUGCAGUGCCGCACGGUUGAGAUCUUUGAAAGUUUCGGGAUUGGCGAGGAGCUUCUGCGCGAGGCCUACCAUGUGCUUGAGGUGGUGUUCUGGGCACAAGACGGCAACGGAGUGAUCCAGCGGACUGGCCGCACGGCUGAUACACAGCCGGGUCUCUCCCACCAACCGCAUGUCAUCCUCAACCAGGCUCGCAUCAACAUGCUCAUGAUUGAGGCCAUGCGGCGCUUCAACAACCAGGAGAUCGACUACGGGUACGACAUCAAGAGCGUCGAGGUUGACAGCGAGUUGGCCAAGGAUCCUGCCGCGUACCCAGUCAAGGUCACGGCCGAACGGGACGGAAAGCUGGAGUACUUUGAGGCAAAGUAUGCCAUGGCCUGUGAUGGCGCUCACAGCACCGUUCGUCGCUCGUUGGGAUACACCAUGGUUGGCGACAGCACGGACGCGGUCUGGGGUGUCAUGGAUAUGGUCCCCCGGACAAACUUUCCCGAUAUCCGCAAGAAGGCUACCGUUCGGUCUAAGGCUGGUAACUUGCUGAUUAUUCCGCGCGAGGGGGAUAAUUACAAUCUAACCAGGUUCUACAUUGAGCUGCCUGCCGGCACAAAGGCGAAGGAAGUCAAGCUCGAAGACUUGCAGCAGACCGCUAAGAAGAUCCUGAGUCAGUAUGAGGUAGAGUUUGUCGAGACGGUGUGGUGGUCUGCGUAUGCUAUCGGCCAGCGUACGGCCGACCACUUCCAUAAGGAUUUCCGCGUCUUCCUCGCCGGCGAUGCCUGUCACACCCACUCCCCGAAGGCUGGCCAGGGCAUGAACGUCAGUCUGCAAGACGGCUAUAACAUGGGCUGGAAGCUCGCGUCCGUGCUGAAGGGCCUGGCACCUCCCUCGCUUCUCGAGACGUACGUCCUCGAGCGCAGCAAGACCGCUGUCGAUCUGAUCAACUUCGACCGCUACUUCUCCGGGCUGUUCUCCGGCGGAAAGGUGUCCCCGUCUGAGUUCCAGGAGGGAUUCAUCAAGUCCGGCAAGUACACGGCCGGUCUGACUGCCAAGUACGACAAGUCUCCGCUGACCGCCGGCGACGGCGACGCUGAGAAGCUGGCUUCGAAUGUGGUGGUUGGUAUGCGUCUGCCGAGCUCGCAGGUGGUGCGGUUCUGCGAUUCGAAGCCGCUGCAGCUGAUGACGUCGCUAAAGUCUGAUGGCCGCUGGCGCGUCAUGGCGUUCGCUGGGGACCUGCAAUCGGCUGAGAACCAGGCCCGUUUGACUGCUCUCGGCAACUACCUCAGCUCCGCCGAAAGCCCUCUUCUGCGCUUCACGCCCAAGGGCGGGGACGUCGACAGCCUGAUCGAGCCUAUCUUGGUGGCGCACGGUCAGCGCCAUGAGACUGAGCUCGAACAGAUCCCCGAGAUCUUCUACCCGUUUGCAGGCAAAAACAGCACUCGCGACCUGCAUAAGAUCUUCUUCGAUGACGAGAGCUACAACAAGGGCCAUGGGCGGCUGUACGAGUAUCUGGGCAUCAGCCCCGAGAGGGGGGCGAUUGUGAUUGUGCGGCCGGAUCAAUAUGUCUCUGCUGUUUACAGUCUCGAUGACUACGCCCAGAUCGGCAAGUUCUUUGACGGGUUUUUGAUCCCGCAGGACAAGCAGCAGGCGAAGCUGUAA
Molecule: messenger RNA, 1788 nt
Organism: Aspergillus terreus NIH2624
Lineage: Eukaryota; Fungi; Ascomycota; Eurotiomycetes; Eurotiales; Aspergillaceae
Product: putative phenol 2-monooxygenase
Exons: 3
Coding region: 1-1788 (595 amino acids)
Molecular function (GO): FAD binding
Source: RefSeq, a predicted model, not a curated record